AACAGGAUGAUGCUUGAUGUCAGGAGAAACACUUUGCUCCUGGGUCUCCUCCAGCUGCUGCUGCUCCACGCGCGCGACAGUCUGUCAUCUAAAGGAGAGGAAAGGCUGUUCCGCCGUCUCUUCCGUAAGUAUAAUCAGUUUAUCCGACCGGUGGAGAACGUGUCAGACCCAGUGACGGUGGAGUUUGAGGUUUCCAUCUCUCAGCUUGUUAAAGUGGAUGAAGUCAAUCAGAUCAUGGAGACCAACCUGUGGCUAAGACAUAUCUGGAAUGACUACAAACUGAAAUGGACUCCAGCAGAAUUCGACGGCAUCGAGUACAUCAGGGUUCCAUCCAAUAAGAUCUGGAGGCCUGACAUUGUGCUCUACAACAAUGCUGUAGGUGACUUCUUGGUGGAAGACAAGACCAAAGCUCUGCUGAAGUAUGAUGGCACCAUCACCUGGGUUCCUCCGGCUAUCUUCAAGUCCUCCUGCCCAAUGGACAUCACCUACUUUCCUUUCGACUACCAGAACUGCUCGAUGAAGUUCGGUUCAUGGACAUACGACAAAGCCAAGAUCGACCUGGUGCUGAUUGGCUCCAGGGUCAACGUCAAGGACUUCUGGGAGAGCGGAGAGUGGGAGAUCAUCGACGCUCCAGGCUACAAGCAUGACAUCAAGUACAACUGCUGUGAGGAGAUCUACACAGACAUUACGUACAGCUUCUACAUCCGUCGCCUGCCUCUGUUCUACACCAUCAACCUCAUCAUCCCAUGCCUCCUGAUUUCUUUCCUGACCGUCCUCGUCUUUUAUCUUCCAUCAGAUUGUGGCGAGAAGGUGACUCUCUGCAUUUCUGUUCUCCUUUCCCUCACCGUCUUCCUCCUGGUCAUUACCGAGACCAUCCCCUCCACUUCUCUUGUCAUCCCCCUGAUCGGGGAGUACCUGCUCUUCACCAUGAUCUUCGUCACGCUCUCCAUCGUCAUUACCGUCUUCGUGCUCAAUGUGCACUACCGCACACCAACCACGCAUGCCAUGCCGCCCUGGGUACGAGCCGUCUUCCUGCACGCGCUGCCCAGAGUUAUGCUAAUGAGACGUCCCAUGGACCAGUCGGAAUCCUCUGGAAAAGGCAGUUUGCCCGAGGCAUCAUCUGGGGAAAAAGAAGGUAAGAAAAGAAAGAACAGUUGCAGCAACUGUUUGGAGUUUGGUGAGGGGAAAGCGAGGGAGCCGGAGGUGAAAAAAGGGCCGUGUCCAUGCCAUCCGAUGAAAGAGACUCCCGAAGGGGAUUGUGGGAAACAGAGUCGGCAGCUGAGUGGCGUUAACACGGUGGUGGCGUUUUCAGUGGUUUCGCCUGAAAUCAAGCAGGCCAUCGAGAGCGUCAAGUACAUCGCUGAGAACAUGAGGAGUCGCAACAAGGCUAAAGAGGUGGAAGACGAUUGGAAGUACGUUGCCAUGGUAAUUGACCGAAUCUUCCUGUGGGUGUUCGUGCUGGUGUGUGUGCUCGGAACAAUGGGACUCUUCUUCCAGCCCCUCAUCAGUUUCCUUGCGUGACAGCUGACAGUGAUCGCACGUUCCCGACCAGUCCGAGACACACCAGUUGCUCGAAUCUCACCAAUCACAAGAAACACUGAUACACAAGAUUCCAAAUACAAUCAGUGAGAAGAAACAGAGAGUCUCACAUUCUCACUUACUUUAUGCAAAAUAAAGGUAUGACCACCUGACUAAUACUGACUAAUAUCGAGUAGGUUCCCACCUUUUGCUACCAUAACAUUAAUGCACUGUGUGUUCUCACACCUUUCUAUCACAACUUUUCCUCAAUUUGAUCUACAGUAGGUCUUCUAAUGGGUUGAACUACACGGGCCAGCUUUUACUCCCCAUGUGCAUCUGUAAGUUUUGGCCACCCAUAAACCUGUCGCCAGU
Molecule: messenger RNA, 1890 nt
Organism: Clarias gariepinus (North African catfish)
Lineage: Eukaryota; Metazoa; Chordata; Actinopteri; Siluriformes; Clariidae
Gene: chrna6
Product: cholinergic receptor, nicotinic, alpha 6
Exons: 6
Coding region: 7-1521 (504 amino acids)
Biological process (GO): monoatomic ion transmembrane transport; regulation of membrane potential; nervous system process
Cellular component (GO): postsynaptic membrane; neuron projection; synapse
Molecular function (GO): transmembrane signaling receptor activity; acetylcholine-gated monoatomic cation-selective channel activity
Source: RefSeq, a predicted model, not a curated record